AAGGCGAGGAGAAGGGAAAGAAGAAAUGGAGGAGGGGAAAGGGAGAGAAAGUGAAAGCAAAUCGCAGGAUCGGUGAACUCAAGAGUUCUGUUCCGGCGGAAUCUACGAUCACUGUGGAAAUGAGGUUUGUUGGAGAAGUAAUGUGAUGCAGUCUCGAUUCCGAAUUAGAGCUGAGUGAUUGAUGCAACUCAAUGGAGGAAGAAGACGAUAGAAUCUUGUUGAGUAGUUUGGGUGUGACAUCUGCAAAUCCUGAAGAUAUUGAGCGUGACAUAUUAGCCAAGGUGGAAAAUGAUGCACAAGAUAGUAGUGAAGUGGGAGGGAGCACCGAGGAGGAGCCUGUUGACAAGUCAGAUAGUAUUAAUCCAUCAUCUGCCAACCAAGCCAAACUCCUAACUAAGUUGAGAGCUGUAGAGUUUGAAAUAGAUGCUGUUGCCUCCACCAUUGAACAGGCCAAAAAUGCUGCAAAUGAGGAUGACCAUCCUGAUCGAGCUGAUGAUGGUGCUGAGAAAGGGAAUAAACAGGAUGAUAAAAACGUCAGCCGAGUGUCUUCAAGUGAUUUGCUUCAGCAUGCCCUAGCUACUGACAGGCUAAGAAGUCUUAAGAAAACUAGGGCUCAGCUUGAGAAAGAACUGUCAGUUUUGCCCAGUGAUGGCACUCUGAAGGGCAUUGAGCAUGACAAGUUGAUUCAAGACCUGGUGAAGGAAGAACCAAAGAGAAAGUUGAAAGAAAUUCAGAAACCAAACAAAAAUAAAGAAAAGCAGUUCAAAACAGUUAAGCUUGUUGAUGAUGAUGAUUUUGAUGCAGUGUUGGAUGCAGCAUCUGCAGGAUUUGUUGAAACUGAAAGGGAUGAAUUGAUUCGGAAGGGAAUAUUAACUCCGUUUCAUAAGCUCAAGGGUUUUGAACGCCGCCUUCAACAACCUGGGACAUCUAAAGUGGCUGACAUACCUGAAGAUGAGAAUGAUGAUCCUCUCUCUGCAAGUGUUGCCAGAGCUGCAGAAUCAAUAUCAAAGGCUGUAACAGGCCGCCCAACUACCAAGAUACUUGAUUCUGAAGCUUUGCCGAAACUUAGUGGACCCACCUUUCCUUUUCAGAGGCUCAAAGCACCUUUAAAAUAUCACCAAUCGUCAGAUAAAGACAGAGAGGAUGGUAAAUGUUCAAAAAAUAAAAAGAAACGGCCUUUACCUGACAAGAAAUGGAGAAAACUCAUUUCCCGUGAGGAAAAGCAUUGGGAAGAGGAGGAUGAGGAAGAAGAUAAGAGAGAGGGCUCCAUCACUGCCCAUGAUGAGGAAGAAAAACAAGAUGUCAAGGAUUUAGAUGAUGGUAACUCAUAUGUAACACUUGAAGGGGGGCUGAAAAUUCCAGAGAACAUUUUUGACAAACUUUUUGACUAUCAAAAAGUGGGAGUGCAAUGGCUGUGGGAAUUGCAUUGUCAAAGAGCAGGUGGGAUUAUUGGGGAUGAAAUGGGUCUUGGUAAGACUGUGCAGGUCUUAGCUUUCCUGGGAGCAAUGCAUUUCAGUAAUAUGUACAAACCUAGUAUUGUUAUAUGUCCUGUUACACUCUUGCGGCAAUGGAAAAGGGAAGCACGAAGAUGGUACCCGAGAUCUCGUGUGGAGCUACUACAUGAUUCUGCCUGGGAUCCCUCUUAUAGAAACAAGAGAGCAAAAUCAUAUGGAAGUGAUUCUGAAAGUGAAGGUUCGCUUGACAGUGAUUAUGAGGAAAAAGUAUCAUCUAAAAGUGCAAAAAAAUGGGAUUCCUUGAUAAAUCGAGUUCUAAAAUCAAAAUCUGGGUUGCUUAUAACAACCUAUGAGCAACUUAGAUUACUAGGGGGAAAGUUGCUUGAUAUUGAGUGGGGUUAUGCCAUUUUGGAUGAAGGACACCGGAUUCGGAAUCCUAAUGCUGAUAUCACUCUGGUUUGCAAGCAGUUGCAGACAGUUCACCGAGUAAUAAUGACUGGUUCUCCAAUACAAAACAAGCUGACUGAAUUAUGGUCAUUAUUUGAUUUUGUUUUCCCUGGUAAAUUGGGGGUCUUGCCUGUGUUUGAAGCAGAGUUUUCUGUCCCUAUAACUGUUGGAGGAUAUGCCAAUGCUUCACCAUUACAAGUAUCUACAGCAUAUAGGUGUGCAGUUGUGCUACGUGACCUGAUUAUGCCUUAUCUCCUUCGACGCAUGAAAGCUGAUGUGAAUGUCCAACUGCCCCAGAAAACUGAACAUGUCCUCUUCUGCAGCCUUACUACUGAACAAAGAUCUGUCUAUAGAGCAUUUCUUGCUAGCUCAGAUGUAGAACAGAUAUUGGAUGGAAGUAAAAAUUCUCUUUAUGGAAUUGAUGUAAUGCGCAAGAUUUGCAAUCACCCUGAUCUGCUUGAGAGAGAACAUUCCUGCCAGCAUCCAGACUAUGGGAAUCCUGAACGCAGUGGCAAAAUGAAAGUUGUUUCCCAAGUCCUCAAGGUUUGGAAGGAGCAGGGUCACCGUGUUCUCCUGUUUGCUCAAACUCAACAAAUGCUUGAUAUUCUUGAGAGUUUCUUAAAUUCUGGUGAUUAUAGCUAUAGGAGAAUGGAUGGUCUCACCCCCGUAAAGCAGAGAAUGGCCUUAAUUGACGAAUUUAAUAACUCUGAUGAUGUGUUUAUCUUCAUUUUGACAACAAAGGUUGGUGGUUUGGGGACAAAUUUAACUGGUGCUGACCGGGUGAUCAUCUUUGACCCUGAUUGGAACCCAUCGACUGAUAUGCAGGCAAGGGAGCGUGCUUGGCGUAUUGGUCAGAAACGAGAUGUAACUGUGUAUAGACUGAUUACUCGUGGAACUAUUGAGGAGAAAGUGUACCACCGGCAGAUUUACAAGCAUUAUCUAACCAAUAAGGUGCUGAAGAAUCCCAAGCAAAGAAGGCUCUUUAAAGCUCGGGAUAUGAAGGAUCUUUUUACUUUGAAUGAUGAUGAAGAGAGUGGUUCAACCGAAACAUCCAACAUUUUUGGCAAGUUGUCUGAGGAUGUAAACAUUGUUGGUGCUCAGAAAGAUAAGCAGGAUAAGCUCAAACAUCCCAAAAUUGGUGGACGGAGUGCUACUCAUGCUCCAAGUGGAAAAGGAAACUGCUCAAACCUCAGUGGGAAAGGGAAAGAAAAAGCUGAUCCCAGUGAUGGUGAGGUAGAUGAAGAAACAAAUAUUCUCAGAAGUCUUUUUGAUGCCCAGGGUAUACAUAGUGCCAUGAACCAUGAUGCCAUUAUGGAUGCCCAUGAUGAAGAGAAGAUGAAGCUUGAAGAGCAGGCCUCACAAGUGGCACAAAGAGCAGCAGAAGCACUACGGCAGUCACGAAUUCAUAGGAGUCGUGAUAGUGUCUCUGUUCCAACAUGGACUGGAAAAUCAGGAACUGCUGGUGCACCAUCAUUGGUUCGAAAGAAGUUUGGCUCAACCUUGAACACUCAGUUAAUUAAAAGCUCAAAUGAAUCAUCCAGCAAUGGCAUUGCGGCUGGGGCUGCUGCUGGCAAGGCUUUAUCUUCUGCAGAAUUACUGGCUAGAAUUCAAGGAAACCAAGAAAGAGCAGUUGGUGCUGGACUUGAACAUCAGUCUGGGUCAAUUACAAGUUCAGCUAACAGGACGAGAGCUACAACUAAUAGGACUUCCAGGUCAUCUACCAACACAUCUAGUACCCAGCCUGAGGUAUUGAUACGUCAGAUACAUACAUUUAUUCAACAAAGAGGUGGAAGCACUGAUUCAGGCAGCAUCGUUGAGCACUUCAGGGACAGAAUCCCUCCGAAGGAUUUGCCCUUGUUUAAGAAUCUACUCAAGGAGAUCGCCAUACUGGAGAAAGAAAGAAAUAGCUCACGCUGGGUUCUAAAGCCUGAGUAUCAACAGAUGUGAUUUCCUUGAUCUGAGACUUGUCGCCCAACGGCCAAAAUACAAGACUUAUUCUCAGUUUCUUAGUCUGAUGGUUUUUGUAAUAUCAUCUCAAAAAUUUUUCUAGUGGGGUGCAUGCUUUGGGAGCGUCUUCCAUUGUCAAUGGGAGUGGUCUACAUAGGCUGAUGAAAAGAAUCCCCCUUCACAUGCUAGUUCUCAUUUUUGGAACACAUUAUUUGGAUAGAAACCGUGGUUUAACCGUCAAAGUGUACAUAAAGGAAAAAAAAAAUAGAAAACAGCCUUAUGUUUUUAGAUGAGUUUUUGUAGACCAUCGCCAUUAUGGUUGGCUGAAAGAUGGUCAAGAACAAACGAAGAAAAGAUUUCAGUUUUUUACUAAUGCACGUGGCACAUAUCGUUGAUUUUUUGGCGCAUUCCUCUUAAUUUGUUCUUGUUCAUCCGAGUCAUUUUAUACCUUUAAAGGUCACAUUUGGUCCCUCGACUCCAUCCCAUUUCAUUCGCAC
This is a messenger RNA of Rubroshorea leprosula, 4345 nucleotides long. Lineage: Eukaryota; Viridiplantae; Streptophyta; Magnoliopsida; Malvales; Dipterocarpaceae. The record is from the annotation of a GenBank genome assembly.